Solanum stenotomum is the source of this 1935-nucleotide messenger RNA. RefSeq names its product ultraviolet-B receptor UVR8. Bases 44 to 1504 code for a protein of 486 amino acids. The record is from RefSeq and is a predicted model, not a curated record. The transcript has 11 exons. Lineage: Eukaryota; Viridiplantae; Streptophyta; Magnoliopsida; Solanales; Solanaceae.
AGAUUGUUAGUGAAUUUUCAUCAAUUUUUGUGAAGUUGUGGGAAUGAAUGGAAGUGAAUUAGGUGUAGGAAGUAUGAAAAUGGAGGUAAUAGAGAAGGAGAAAUUAGUGUAUAUGUGGGGGUAUUUACCGGGAGCUAUGCCGCAGAGGUCGCCGUUGUUGUCUCCGAUUGUUGUGGGAGUUCCACAGCAGGGGAUUGUUAAUGCAGGAAAUUACUCAUGGAAGGAUGUAUGUGGUGGUGGUUGUGGAUUUGCUAUGGCUAUUUCAGAUUCUGGAAAGAUCAUUACAUGGGGUUCAACUGAUGAUUUAGGACAAUGCUAUGUGACAUCAGGGAAACAUGGAGAAAUUCCGGAGCCUUUUCCCCUUCCUGAUGAAAUUUCUAUAGUAAAAGCCGCAGCGGGUUGGGCACAUUGUGUUGCUGUUACAGAAACUGGAGAAGUUUAUACAUGGGGGUGGAAGGAAUGCAUUCCUUCUGGAAAGUUUCUUGGGGAGCAAGCCGUAGACAAGGAGGUAAGCGACGGGCAGAGUUCAUUUCCGGCACAGCAAGUAAGCCGUCACCCCCAGGGAUCGAGAUCCAAGGUUGGAGCAGCAGCUGGUAUAGAGACUAGAGGGGGAGAGGAUAGUGCAAAACGUAGACGGGUAUCAUCAGUGAAGCAACCAGCUGAGAGUUCAUCCCCAGGUGAUGAAGGUCCCUCAGCAUUGCCAUGUUUAGUCACACUGAAUCCAGGGCUGCGGAUUGUCAGUGUAGCAGCUGGUGGGCGGCAUACACUAGCAUUAUCAGAUAUAGGACAAGUGUGGGGUUGGGGCUAUGGGGGGGAAGGACAGCUUGGCCUAGGCUCCAGGAUUCGAAUGGUGUCCUCCCCACAUCCUGUGCCAUGCAUUGAUUCUUCUUCUUUGCGGAAAGACAGAGCUAUGGGCCUUUCUCAUGGAUGUCAGGGGUCAGAGGGACAAGGCCUCAGAGUUCCUGGGAAUUACAUCAAGAGAAUUGCCUGUGGGGGCCGACACAGUGCAGUAAUUACAGAUGCUGGAGCACUGUUAACUUUUGGUUGGGGAUUGUAUGGACAGUGUGGUCAAGGGAGUACAGAUGAUGAGUUAAGUCCCACGUGUGUAUCUUCAUUACUUGGCAUCAGGAUAGAAAGUGUAGCUGCAGGGCUCUGGCACACUGUAUGUAUUUCUGCUGAUGGUGAUGUAUAUGCAUUUGGAGGGAAUCAAUUUGGGCAGUUAGGCACUGGCGCCGAGCAGGCUGAGACACUACCUCGGCUCCUGGAUGCUCCAAGUUUGGAAAACAUGCAUGUGAAAGUUGUAUCUUGUGGAGCACGUCAUACUGCCGUAGUCACAGGUGAUAGCAAAGUAUUCUGCUGGGGGUGGAACAAGUAUGGUCAGCUUGGACUGGGUGACGUGAUCGAUCGAAAUAUUCCAUCCCAAGUCUCAAUGGAUGGUCAUGUACCGAUAAAUGUCGCUUGUGGAUGGUGGCACACACUUCUACUAGCUGAAUCACCUACUUGAACUAUUACUCAUCUUAUUGAUGCAAAUUCACCAGUUUUGCUAGGUUAGGUGCCUUUGGUUCUCUAUUCAAGAUAUGAUAUAUGCAUAUGGUACAUAUAGUAGUUUGCUUGCAUAUAUAUACUAGCAUGGAGUCAAAUUCUUUAGUUGCAAGAAUAAGGUGGUCAUCGUCAUCCUACCAAGGCAGCAACAUGCAAAGAAAGAUAUCGUCUACCUAUUGUGUCAUGUCAAUUUAGGAUACAGUGUAAAUCCUCUUCGCUACUGGAUUUUCUGAUGUAUCGAAGAUACUCUGGUAUUGUUUGUUAGAGCAGCAACUAUUAUAGCUUUUGGGGGUACUCUUUUCGAGUUCAGAUGUUGUUAGACUGUUGUAAUUUAUCAAUUUUGUGUCUCUGAUGUUUUAGAGUUUGUGCAUGUAUAUAAUGGUGGUUUGAAAA